Molecule: messenger RNA, 2658 nt
Organism: Trypanosoma cruzi
Lineage: Eukaryota; Euglenozoa; Kinetoplastea; Trypanosomatida; Trypanosomatidae
Product: pumilio/PUF RNA binding protein 2, putative
Exons: 1
Coding region: 1-2658 (885 amino acids)
Biological process (GO): post-transcriptional regulation of gene expression
Cellular component (GO): cytoplasm
Molecular function (GO): mRNA binding
Source: RefSeq, a predicted model, not a curated record
AUGUCGGAGUGGGACAACAUUGCCUCAUCGGUCAUCAAUGACGGGCGUAAAAGUGGCGAAGCGAAGAACUCUCUUGAGGUGGACUGGUUUACGAACAGCCACGACAUCUUCAGCGGCGGCAGAGACGCUUUUCUUGUUGAUCCGCGUGAAGUAAAACGGGCUGAGACAGCUCCUUCCGUCCUCACGAUGUACUCCGCGGAUGGAACACUGUGCGUAGGUGGCAGUCUGGAAGAGGAGGUGCCACCUGAGGAGGAGUACCGUUACACGGAGGAGUACCAUGUCCUGUACUACUCCAAAUACCCCCGCGAUCCACGUAUGCUUGUGCCGCUUCGCUCGUGCGGUGGGGUGAAACGAGGUGGAGAGACGGGAAUGCCGCGUCGUCGUGGCGUCACGGGGACUCAAAAGUCACCUCAAGAGGUUGAGAAUGUCACAGACAACCGCGAAACGACAAAUGACACUGUCCGGGAGAGCGAGGAAAACAUUCAGGAUUCUAACGAUACGGGGACAGCUUACGCAAAGAGUCUCCUAGAGUCUCUCUCAAAGAAGCAGAAGCAACAACAAGAUCAGGGAGAUAAACAGAAUCAGCGGCAGUUUGACGAUGCAACCCAAUCCUUUUCGGUUAUGGAAGCGGAUCAAGCACCUUUGGGCACAGUCAUGGAGAGCAGCCUGGCUUUCAAGGCUUCUGCCGGAAGCAGCCUACAAAACCAGAUUAACAAGGAAGCAAAUUCCAACGGUGCUGUGCAACUGCAGGAUGGUUCCACAACACAGUUCUUGAGACGGAGUGCUACGGCAUCGCGUCGGACAUCUCAGUAUGGGAAUAGCAUUUCUCAAAACGGAGGUUUAAAGAAUAACACGCGUCGGCAGGUGGGCGGAAAUGAACAUGGCUCUAUUAGAGUUUCAAGGAAUGAGUUUUCAUCGAUACGAGAGUACCUUGACGAGAUACGUUCUGAAUGCCCUUACGAUGACGUUAAGGCCCAUGUCGUUGCUUUGAGCAAAGACCAAGAUGGUAGUCGCUUUGUUCAGCGUCUCCUGGAGGAUGAACGGAAUGUGGAAAGUAUCUUUAUGGAGGUUCUUCCCAGUACAUGUGACUUGAUGGUUCACGUCUUUGGAAACUAUGUGUUACAGAAGUUGUUGGAUGUGAUUCCAAUGGACAGUGACAUGUUCAGGCAACUUUUGGAAAAAGUCUCUGGAAAAUUAAAGGAAUAUUCUUUCCAUACGUACGGUUGCCGAGUAGUACAGAAGUUUCUGGAGAAGGCAUCAUCUGAAAUGCGGGAAAAUAUUCUUCUCGAAUUGAAGGAUUGUAUGGUCGACUGUGUUUUUGACCAAAAUGCAAAUCAUGUGGCACAAAAAAUUAUAGAAGUUAUGCCAGAAAAAACACAAUUCAUGACAGAGGCUUUUUUGCCUAGUCUGAAGGCCUUGUCACGUCAUCCGUAUGGGUGCCGUGUACUGCAAUGCGUCUUUGAGAAAUGCUCUUCUGUUCCUGAAGUAAAUAUCCGUCCGCUAUUGGAAGCAGUUUUUGAACAUGUCCAUGAAUAUGUCAUGGAUCAGUAUGGCAAUUAUGUUGUACAGCAUGCAAUGUUAAACGCCCCCGAAGAUCUUCGCAAGCGAUUUGUGGACCUUUUAAUUCCUCAUGUAUAUGCGCUAUCGUGUAGCAAGUUUGCUUCAAAUGUGGCUGAGAAGACGAUUGUAAAGGCAAAUGAGGAAGAGAUGCAACAAAUUGUGGAAAUUCUCACAUGCCCACUCGGAGGUUCUGAAGAUGGAAGUUACCUUGUUCUUAUGAUGCAAGAUCCAUAUGCAAAUUACGUCGUGCAACGUCUUCUUCAAGAAGUGAAUAAGCAACAACAACAACACAUUGCCGAGCAGACGAGACGGCAUCUUGCAAAUAUACGUCGUUCUGUCUAUGGUCAACACCUCGUCCAAAAAAUGGAAAACAUGGGCAUGUUUACGUGGGUAGAAGGUGGAAUGUGCAACAAUGCACCGUAUCGUGAGCAGAAUUCCAUGGUAUUUGGGCCAAAUCGGAAAACACGUGGAGUAGUUGGGGGCCGCAAUGGUGCACGCGGCGCUUCUGCAGCACAAAGUAACUACGUUACGCCGGUGGAACGACCCCUGGCUGCCAAUAAUUCAUAUCGUCAGCCGGCGGCAUCUGUUGCAGUUGCCGGAAGAACUAUGUUACCCUUGGCGGCAGCGGGGUCGGGCUACAGCUAUGGGUAUGUAGACUCCGCAUCCGAAGCCAUGUUGACACCAUCUCAGCAGUUGCCGCAACAUCAACACCAUCUGAUGCCUGUUCCUAACGUGACGAUUGGAGUCCAACCGUGUUAUCCCGGCAUGAUACCUCCCCCACCGCCGCCACCGCAGACUCAGGCACCAAAUCAUCAACAUCAACAACGUCGGCUGUUUACAUUACAUGGCCAACGUGACCCUUAUAAUGUGGUGGACUCCGCUCCGAUGCCACAGCAUCAACCCCAGAUGCCUCAAGCAAACAACGUUUCUGCAACAAACCCAAUUUAUGCUAAUGGAAACGGCCAUAUAAGUCAAACACAAGGUGAUAAAUGGGCACACCCCUACCAAACACUCAACCCCCCUGUGCAACAGACGAUGUCGUAUACUGUCAACGCUUCCAAUGCAUACCCUGGUAUAAAUGCUGCAUCUGCAUUUUAG